Messenger RNA from Lasiodiplodia theobromae, 537 nucleotides. Its product is annotated as Small secreted protein. The transcript has 2 exons. NCBI's taxonomy places the organism in Eukaryota, Fungi, Ascomycota, Dothideomycetes, Botryosphaeriales, Botryosphaeriaceae. Bases 1 to 537 code for a protein of 178 amino acids. The record is from RefSeq and is a predicted model, not a curated record.
AUGCAUUUUUCCACCAUUGCCCUCUUCCUUGGCCUCACGGCUUCUUCCCUGGCUGCUCCGGUCCCGGGCUCUGCCAAUGGACUCAGCAAGCGUGCCCUCCUCACUGAGCAGAGCUACGCCGACUUCCAGAUCUCGGACGGCGUGGCUGGCAACGCUCUCCAAGAAGUCAACCAGAAGUUCCCCAUCACCGACCAGGACCCGGCCAACAUCUCGGACGAGGACCAGGAGAUCAUCUCGAAAGCACGCGAGACGGCCGAGGACGCGGAGACCGGCACCGGCGGCUUCAACGAGCAGAUCGAGGCGGCAGGCGAGGACACUGACGAGGGCAAGGCGCUCCAGGUGGGCAAGAUCAAGAACAAGGUGCUCAAGCUGCAGCUUGAGAUCAUGGAUCUGCAGAUCAAGCAGGCCAAGGGUGACGAUCAGACGGAGAAGAUUGCCGAGGAGCAGACGAAGCUGCAGAAGAACAUGCAGCAGGAUGCCGAUGCGGCGGGACAGGCGAGCAAGAGCGUUGCUGAUACCUUCCAGGCGUCGUCGUGA